Schistosoma guineensis is the source of this 261-nucleotide messenger RNA. The record is from the annotation of a GenBank genome assembly. NCBI's taxonomy places the organism in Eukaryota, Metazoa, Platyhelminthes, Trematoda, Strigeidida, Schistosomatidae.
AUGAUGGGCAAGAAACUGAUUGGUCAAUUGGAUAUUCACACAUAUGAGAGAAGUCGAUGCUCACCACAAAUCAUAAUUUGUGAGACGUUCAGGGAAGCAUUUCUUAAGUCAGAAUCUUCCAAUUUAAGAACGUUAAAAAAUCUUGUAGUGUUUAUGCAUACCAAUAACCAUAACAGUCAAAUUUAUUCAAAUCCUACAUUCACAAAUUAUAUACGAAAUGCAACCUACUUGUUGAUUGACAUAUGGUUACUUUCAUUAUAA